Nymphalis io (European peacock) is the source of this 1632-nucleotide messenger RNA. It is a transcript of the gene Cwc25, whose product is annotated as pre-mRNA-splicing factor CWC25 homolog. NCBI's taxonomy places the organism in Eukaryota, Metazoa, Arthropoda, Insecta, Lepidoptera, Nymphalidae. Gene Ontology annotation, cellular component: U2-type spliceosomal complex. Bases 222 to 1604 code for a protein of 460 amino acids. The transcript is spliced from 4 exons. Gene Ontology annotation, biological process: mRNA splicing, via spliceosome. The record is from RefSeq and is a predicted model, not a curated record.
CAAUGCAAAUGUCUAAUGUCAUCUAAAUCUUGAAAGAUGUGAAAUGUUAAAUACAUAAUACAAAUAGACAUGUAAUUUGCGCUAAACUAGCGUAGGUAAACGGCAUAACAGAAAAGUGAAAAACCACCAAAUAUAUGUGUUUAUUAUAUAACUGUUAACCUACUAAUUGUUUAUUUUCAAAUAUUUGAAUUAUUUCUAGUUGUAGUAUUUUUUUUACAAAUAUGGGCGGCGGAGAUUUGAAUACCAAAAAAACAUGGCAUCCCAGCACAAUGAAAAAUCAAGAGCGUGUGUGGAAAGCAGAACAAGCUGCAGCAGAAGAAAAGAAACGAAUAAUUGAAUUGGAACGUGAAAGAGCUCAAGAGAGAGACCGAGAAGAGUUAAAUGCGCUGGCCAAACAAAAUGCACAUUCUGCUUCUGAAUCCAAUGACAAUCGUUUACGUUGGAUGUAUGAUAAACCCGAUAAAAAAGUUCAGGAUGAAGACUAUUUGCUUGGUAAAGCUAUAGAUAGGAAUUUCGAUCAAGCUGGUAAAUCUGAACAGAAUGAAAUCCCAGCUGUAUCUCGUCGAGUAGUUGGUUCUAGUAUGAUAACAUCAGCAGGUGAUGUUCAGGUUGACCUAGCACGUAAACUCAGAGAGGAUCCAUUGCUGUUGGUGAAAGAAAGAGAAAGGGCAGCGCGUGCUGCUCUGUUAAAUAACCCUGUACAGAGACGUAGGCUUACAGAGUUGUUACGCAAAGAACAGGAGCAAAAAAAUUUACUUAAAGGAGAGAAAAAAUCUAAGAAAAAAGACAGCAGCCUUGAUAAUCUAUUAGCAGCAAAAUUAAAUGCUUUAGGUGGUGAGAAAGGAAUGGACAUUGCAAAGUUGCUUGAAUCAGACGACAGUUCUUCAGAUGAAGAAAUUAAGAAGAAGAAAAAGAAAAAGAAAAAUAAGAAACAUAAAUCCAAGAAGUGUAAUGAAGAGAGUGAUGAUGAUAACUCAUCAGUGCUAAAAGAUAACAAGUCACGAGAACGUAAAAGCCACCAUCGAAGUAGGGAUAAUAGUGAUAAAGAAUGUGAUUCUAAGGUAAAAUCGUCUCGGUAUGAUUCUAGACAUGACAGUAGUAAUAAGCCAUCUUCAUCAAAAAGAAAAACUUCUGAAGUUAGCAGCGAUGAUGAAGGCUAUUCAUAUAAAAAAAACAGGAAAGAUUCCUCAUCAAAAAGAUAUUGGGAAACAGAAAAAUUCAAAGUAUCUCAUGAGUCCAGCGAUGAUAGGAAACAUGUAAGAAAGUAUUACACAAAGUAUGAUUAUGAGAACAAACCAAGUAGAAUUGGAGAAAAAGAUCGUAGGGAUAAGCAGGACGCCAAAAAAACUGGCAUCAGUGAAGAAGAAAAAGCUGCACGAUUGGCAUCAAUGAUUGCUGCAGGUGCAGAGAGGGAAGUUCAGCGAGGUCGCCGUGUGGCAGAACAGCGAGCAGAGAAUGCAGCGCCCGAGAAGUCAGUACCUCGACAUUCAUCUCGCAACGAAGCGCGGGUCUUACCUGACUCUCUUGAAAGUAGAAUCCAUUCAAACAGACAUUACAUUCAACGUAACCAGCGACAUAUGAACGAGCAUUUUGCUAGACGAUAGCCAAGGAUUAAAUCAAAAGAGACAUUUA